AUGGAAGGCAACUACAAGAACAUGCGCCUAAAAGAGUGGUUGAUUGCCCAAAUAGAGAGUGGAAAAUAUGCUGGAGUAACAUGGGAAAACCAGGAAAAAACUAUGUUUCGGAUUCCAUGGAAACAUGCUGCGAAGCAAGAUUAUAACCAACACGAAGACGCUGCACUCUUCAAGGCCUGGGCCAUGUUCAAGGGGAAGUAUCAGGAGGGGAAGGACAGGGCUGACCCCUCUGUGUGGAAAACCCGUUUGCGCUGUGCCCUGAACAAGAGCACUGACUUCCAGGAGGUGCCAGAACGGAGCCAGCUGGACAUCUCUGAGCCCUACAAAGUGUACAGGAUCCAGGCUGAGGAGGACAGGGGGAAGGAUUCCUCUGACAGUCCUGUGAUUUUUGUGGGAAGUCUGCCAGGGGCAUCAGGAGGUCCAGCCCAAAAGUUUGGCUCCCACAUUAAUGUGGAUGGGGAACGGAGGGAGAAGACAGACAGCCAGGCCCAGCAGUGCAGUCCAGCCUGCAGGAAGAUCUGGACUGAACCCACAGACUGUGAGGGGCGUGAGAAUUUGAAGUACUGCACGCGCUCAACAUUGGGAGAGGCAUGUCUUGAAGCCCCUGUUGCCAUAGUACAAGUCACCUACCCAGCUGCCUUCCAAAUCACAGAUUUUCGGCUGCAGGUGCGUCUGUAUUACCUGGGCCAGCUAGUCCAGGACUUCACCACCAGCACCCCAGAGGGUUGCCGGAUCCUGCAUGGAACGGUCCAGGCGGAGAAUGAGAAAAUCUACGGGCCUUGCGCAGUGGAGCAGAUCCAUUUCCCCCCGCCCCAGGUGGCUCAUUUGCCGCCCAAGAUCGGCAGAGCCCUGACCCACCUGCUGCCCCACCUGGAGAGGGGCGUGCUGGUAUGGGCGGCCCCCGAUGGUGUCUUCAUCAAGCGCUUCUGCCAGGGCCGGGUGUACUGGAGCGGGCCGCAGGCUCGGAACCAGGACCAGCCAAACAAGCUGGAAAGAGAGAAGACCUGCAAGCUGCUGGACAUGGCUGUCUUUAACCAGGAGUUUCAGCAGUAUCUGGAGAGGGGUGGGCCUGCGCCACGCUUUGAGGUUGACCUGUGCUUUGGGGAGGAGUUCCCAGAACCUGGCAAGACUUUUGCCGAGAAGCUCAUCACUGCUCACGUGGAGACCCUGUUUGUGAAAGAGCUGGUGAUGCAAGAGGUUCUAGUGCUGAAGACCAGACCCAGAGAUGAGUCGUAGAACACCCUGCGCCCUGGCUUGACAGAUGCCACCAAAACCCCAUAUGUCCUUACUGAGUUGAGGACAUGACAGAUGGA
Messenger RNA from Megalops cyprinoides (Indo-Pacific tarpon), 1313 nucleotides. RefSeq names its product interferon regulatory factor 4-like. Gene Ontology annotation, molecular function: protein binding; RNA polymerase II cis-regulatory region sequence-specific DNA binding; DNA-binding transcription factor activity, RNA polymerase II-specific. Lineage: Eukaryota; Metazoa; Chordata; Actinopteri; Elopiformes; Megalopidae. Bases 1 to 1236 code for a protein of 411 amino acids. The record is from RefSeq and is a predicted model, not a curated record. The transcript is spliced from 8 exons. Gene Ontology annotation, biological process: immune system process; regulation of transcription by RNA polymerase II. Gene Ontology annotation, cellular component: nucleus.